Molecule: messenger RNA, 2670 nt
Organism: Gossypium raimondii (Peruvian cotton)
Lineage: Eukaryota; Viridiplantae; Streptophyta; Magnoliopsida; Malvales; Malvaceae
Product: serine/threonine-protein kinase BLUS1
Exons: 21
Coding region: 185-2353 (722 amino acids)
Biological process (GO): protein phosphorylation
Molecular function (GO): ATP binding; protein kinase activity; protein serine/threonine kinase activator activity
Source: RefSeq, a predicted model, not a curated record
CUCUAUAUCGCAGCCAAUGGCGUCAACGGAUCAAAUAAACACUUAACCAAACAAUCAAUCAAUAAUUAGAGAAGAAAAGACAAGAGCGGCCGUUUUACUUCAAUUCUUCUGCCGGCGUCUUUGAGUGACGAUUUCUAGGCGGCUAUUGGUUUUAUCUUCCAAGUGCGGUUUAAGGCUUCAGUGCAUGCGGAGAAUGGGAGGGAGUCGGGGUUAUUCAGCGAAUCCUAGCGACUACAAGCUUCUAGAAGAGAUUGGUUAUGGCGCCAGUGCUACUGUUUAUAGAGCGAUCUAUCUUCCUUUUAACGACGUUGUAGCUAUCAAGUGUUUGGAUCUCGAUCGUUGCAACAGUAAUCUGGAUGACAUACGUAGGGAAGCUCAAACAAUGAGUUUGAUUGAUCACCCAAAUGUUAUACGGGCAUAUUGUUCGUUUGUAGUUGACCGUAACCUGUGGGUAGUCAUGCCAUUCAUGUCGGAGGGUUCUUGUUUGCACCUCAUGAAGAUAGCUUACCCUGAUGGACUUGAAGAGCCUGCCAUUGGUUCUAUUCUGAAAGAAGCGCUUAAAGCUUUAGAUUAUCUUCAUCGGCAAGGACAUAUUCAUCGAGAUGUUAAGGCUGGGAACAUACUGCUUGAUAACAAUGGCACAGUAAAGCUUGCUGACUUUGGUGUUUCAGCUUGCAUGUUUGAUGCAGGAGAUAGACAACGUUCUAGAAAUACCUUUGUUGGGACUCCUUGCUGGAUGGCACCAGAGGUCUUGCAGCCAGGAAGUGGAUAUAAUUCCAAGGCUGAUAUAUGGUCAUUUGGGAUAACAGCAUUGGAGUUGGCUCAUGGUCAUGCACCUUUUUCAAAAUAUCCACCAAUGAAGGUUCUCUUGAUGACCAUACAAAAUGCUCCCCCGGGACUUGAUUAUGAUCGUGAUAAGAAGUUCUCUAAGUCUUUUAAAGAAAUGGUUGCCAUGUGCCUGGUGAAAGAUCAAACAAAGAGGCCUACUGCAGAGAAAUUAUUAAAGCACUCCUUUUUCAAGCAUGCAAAGCCUCCUGAGCUUUCCUUGAAGAAAUUAUUUUCUGAUCUGCCACCACUUUGGAAUCGUGUGAAAGCUCUUCAGCUUAAAGAUGCUGCACAACUGGCUCUAAAGAAAAUGCCUUCAGCAGAACAAGAAGCUUUAUCACAGAGUGAGUAUCAAAGAGGAGUAAGUGCCUGGAAUUUUGAUCUUGACGAUUUGAAAGCGCAAGCAUCUUUGGUCUGUGAUGAUGAUGACAUUCAUGAGUGCAAAGAUGAUGAUGAAAGCAUGAAAUCAAGCCUUGGUCAUAAGGCUACAGCUUACUGUGAACCUAGUUUGGGAAAGUUGAGUUUAAAUAGGGAAGUAUCUCAGGCUGAAUGUAGAGGUCCAGGGAGUUUCGAGUUAUUACAAAUUGAUUGCUUGAAUGGAAAGGGAAAGAAUCUGGAAUGCGAUAUAGUUGAAGCUGGUUGCCAGGAGAUUCUCGGUUUGAAGAAAAAUGGAUCAAUCAUUGAUGUUAUGGGAUCAACUUCAGAAAAUGAUGUGGUCUUAACCAGGGCUAAUACAGUGAAACCUAGGGAAACCCAAACCGGGCCACUCACACCUGGUGUUGUUCUUAGUCAUUCAUCUGAAAGGUUUGAGAAUGAAAGUUUACUUGCAAAUGAGAGAGUUCGUCAAGUUCGUAAAGCACCAAGCUUUAGUGGUCCAUUGAUGCUUCCUAAUCGAGCAUCUGGGAACAGCUUAUCAGCUCCAAUUAAACCAUCAGGAGGGUUUAGGGAUUGUCUGGAUGAGAAGUCAAAGGCUAGUCUGGUGCAAAUUAAAGGUCGAUUUUCAGUAACAUCAGAAAAUUUAGAUCUUGUAAAGGAUAUUCCUUUAGGUACAGUUUCACGCCGAUCUUUGCAGUUUCAGACUUCACCUAUCAGAAAGUCUGCUAGCGUAGGGGAUUGGAUACUUGAAUCAAAACAAGUGGCUAUCAAUCAUGCCCCUAAGGAUUUGACCAAUGGUAGUGUGUCCACAUCGAUUCUUACAACUCACCUUCAAAAUCUUUUCCAGCGAACCUCACUGCAACAGGAUCUUAUCGUGAAUUUGUUGAAUAGCUUGCAGCCAGCUGAGGUUGUAGAUGCCUCACAAAAUGGAAAGUUGCCUGUUCUACCUCGUUCCGAGAGCAAUGGGAAUGUUGAACUUGAAACAGCAGCUUCUGAGAGGGAGCGUCUACUGCUCGGCAAGAUCUUAGAGCUACAAUCUAGAAUGAUGAAUUUGAGGGAUGAAUUGAAUGCUGAAAAGUGGAGAUAUGAAGAGUUGCAACAAGAACUAAGGCUCAUGGCUGGUGCGGAAGAGAAUGGAGAUGAUGCUGCGUGAAAAAGAAUGGGGGCGUCGUUAACAACGUUAGAAACAGAAUACGGCAGGGAGCUCUUUUAAUUACUGAAUAAGCAAAUGUUAUGCGUACAUGACGAGGAUGUUUUCUUCCAUAUUUCCAUGUAAAUAUAAUUUAUAUCCCAGAGUGCAGUGCAGAGGCAAAGCCCAUUUAUUAUUUAUUUAUUAUGGAACGUAACCUAUAAGCUUUGCCUUUCUGUAAAGAACAUCUUCUGUAUAUUAUUAUUGAAAAUUGUAUAUACAUACAUAUACGAAAGUUAUUGAAAUUUGCAAACAAACCAUUUAAGAUCUUAUUAUUUCAA